AUGGAAAUAAAGCAUUUACGAGGCGAUAUAUACGAAUCUCUAAAGGCCAUAGCCACCCAAAGAACCACGCAAAUUAUAGACGCAGGGAAAGAUUAUAUUCCCGUAACAGGAAAAGUAUUGGAUGCCGAAGACCUAUUGUACGGCGUGGAUUCGGUAUUGGAUGGAUGGUUAACCACCGGACGGUUUGGGAUAGAAUUUGAAGAGAAAUUCGCUCAAUAUUUUGGAUCUCAAGCUUCGUUAUUGGUCAAUUCAGGCUCAUCGGCCAAUCUUACGGCAUUUUACGCCUUAACAUCACCCAAAUUGGGUGAAAGACAAUUGAAACCUGGCGAUGAAAUCAUAACCGUAGCCGCAGGGUUUCCCACUACCGUGAAUCCCAUGAUUCAAUACGGUUGUGUGCCUGUGUUUAUCGAUGUAGACAUUCCUACCUAUAAUAUCAAAGCUGAAUUAAUAGAGCAAGCCAUAAGCCCCAAAACCAAAGCCAUAAUGAUUGCCCAUGCUUUGGGAAAUCCUUUUAAUUUGGAAGUGGUUACCGCUAUUGCAAAAAAAUACAAUUUAUGGUUGAUAGAAGACGAUUGUGAUUCUUUAGGGGCUACCUAUAAUGGUCAAAAAACAGGCACCUUUGGCGAUUUGGCCACCGUGUCAUUUUAUCCCGCCCAUCAUAUUACCAUGGGAGAAGGGGGUGCGGUAUUGGUUAACAAUAUCAAACUUUACAUGAUAGCCAAGAGCUUUAGAGAUUGGGGUAGAGAUUGUUAUUGCGAACCAGGCUGUGAUAACACCUGUAAAAAACGUUUCGAUUGGUCUUUGGGCGAUUUACCCCAUGGUUACGACCACAAAUACACCUAUUCUCAUAUUGGGUUUAAUUUGAAAGUAACCGAUAUGCAAGCCGCCAUUGGCUUAAAUCAAUUGAAAAAAGCCGAUGUGUUUGUUCAAAGACGUCGAGAAAAUCACGCCAUGUUUAUACCCCAAACAUAG
This is a messenger RNA of Notodromas monacha, 972 nucleotides long. The record is from the annotation of a GenBank genome assembly. Lineage: Eukaryota; Metazoa; Arthropoda; Ostracoda; Podocopida; Cyprididae.